This is a messenger RNA of Tachysurus fulvidraco (yellow catfish), 2241 nucleotides long. Its product is annotated as sphingosine 1-phosphate receptor 3. Gene Ontology annotation, molecular function: sphingosine-1-phosphate receptor activity. The transcript is spliced from 2 exons. Gene Ontology annotation, biological process: G protein-coupled receptor signaling pathway. The record is from RefSeq and is a predicted model, not a curated record. Lineage: Eukaryota; Metazoa; Chordata; Actinopteri; Siluriformes; Bagridae. Bases 396 to 1451 code for a protein of 351 amino acids. Gene Ontology annotation, cellular component: membrane.
CUGUAACUUCAUAUCUUUAACACGGCUUCUACAUGAAGUGGCUGGAGACGGAAAGUGCAUCGCAUAAGCUGAAGUUAUGAACACGUGCUGAUGUGGGGGUCAGUAAAUGGAAACCUGGCAACUCUGUUACACCAUUUGUGCAGUGUAAGCAUGUGCAAUGAAGAGGUUUAAUUCCACAGCAGGAUGAAGUUAAGAGUCUUCACGCUCUGUUGGAAUACAUAGAAGACUGGGGCAGAUUUCUCUGGGAUUAGAAAAGGUUUGACGGGAAGAUUCUACCUAGAUCAAGGAAUGCACUAGGAUCUCCAAACGUCCUUCCAUCGUUCUGUAAACCCAACUGGAAACCUCUCUCACCGGGAGCACCCGGUCUCAAUCUUGCAUUCUCUUCUGUACUAAUAAUGCCCCCUGCUGGAGCAAUGAUAAAUCCAGCCAUAAUCAAGCAUUACAAUUACACAGGAAAGCUGAAAAAUAGGAACAGCACCAGUGGGGUUGAUUUGGGUCCUGAGAAGGUGGUGUUUCUGGUUAUAAGCAGCUUCAUAGUCCUGGAAAAUUUGAUAGUUCUGAUAGCGAUAUGGAAAAACCACAGAUUCCACAACCGCAUGUACUUUUUCAUUGGGAAUCUUGCGCUGUGUGAUUUGCUUGCCGGUGUGACAUACACUGUGAAUCUGCUAUUGUCUGGAGAAAGAACUCUGCACCUUUCAACAGAAGAGUGGUUCAUCCGUGAGGGGAGUGUGUUCGUAGCGCUGGGAGCAUCCAUCUUCAGUCUGCUGGCUAUUGCCAUCGAAAGGCAUCUAACCAUGAUCAAAAUGAGGCCUUAUGACGCUACUAAGAAUUACAGAGUGUUUCUGCUCAUAGGAACAUGCUGGCUGAUUGCUGUGGCUCUCGGAGUGUUGCCCAUCCUGGGCUGGAACUGCCUGGAAAACCUUCCAGACUGCUCAGUCAUUUUACCACUCUACACAAAGAAGUACGUGGCAUUCUGCAUCAGCAUCUUCACGGCUUUGCUGCUUGCUAUUUGUGUACUGUACACUCGUAUUUACAUCCUGGUGAAGUCCAGCAGUCGCAAGGUGAUGAAGCACAGCAACUCCGAACACUCCAUGGCUCUACUACGGACGGUCAUCAUCGUUGUCGGGGUCUUCAUCGCAUGCUGGAUGCCCCUCUUUAUUCUCAUGCUCACUGAUGUGGCCUGCAAGCAAAGGCAGUGCCCUAUCCUGCUCAAAGAUAACUGGUUCAUAGCUUUGGCUGCGAUGAACUCGGCUAUGAACCCGGUGAUCUACACUCUGGCUAGCAGGGAGAUGCGCCGGGCAUUUUUAAGGCUGCUGUGCGGAUGUUUUAUUUCCCCAUGUACGGAUGGCGGCAAAGCGUAUGGAGAGGGCAGCAGGAGUAAGAGCUCUAGCCAGAAUCAGAAACCAGCUGAAGAUCAGGAGAAACAAGUGAAUGUAGUCACAAUAACUUAGCAUAGAAAGCCCAGGCUCCUGGAAUGAGACGUAAUACUCAAAGAUUUACCAUUUAAGUGUAAUAUAUAGCCAUGAAUGUUUAAUGCAUCAUCAAGAGAUCCAGAAGAAGAUUUCUGUUUUGUUUAUGAUUACAGUGUCAAUCAGGCAACUAAGGUCUGACAUUUGCUUGAUAUUUCAUUCCUGGCUGGUCCAAUUAUCAAUCUUAUUCUUCUGAAUACCAUACAAACACCAGUAUUCCUAAAGCCCACCAAUCUACCAGUGUUGAACCCUUUUGGGUUUUUUUUCGAUCGAUCUAACAAUUAAAUUCUCGAAAGGACGACCGUUCCGAACUUACACACCAGCCCAGAGAUCUUUCCUGCCAAGGAUGAGGAAACAUUCUGAGCAAGACAGAAUGACAUUUUAAACUGGAAUAAAAAUUUUAACCAAGUCUUUCAACCAUAUUUUUUUUGUUAUAAAUGUGGCUCUUGUAUGUUGGAAUUUCUUUGCCGUCGAAUGUUUUUUUUUUUCAGUGUAAUUGCGCCGAUAGAAGAGAAUUCCAGAGGACACGUUUACAGUAACAGGCUGUUUUCUAAGGAGUCUCCAGUAUCAGUGUUUUAUACUGUAACAGUCAAAGGUAAAACCAUUACUUCGAGUUUUCAGACACUUUCAGAAGCACCCGUAAGGAGGUGAUGAUGGUAAAUCCACAUCCAACACUGAUUACUUUCCUAUAACAGCAUGGCCUAAGGGUUGUAUUCUUAUAUAAAAAAAAAAAAGCCCAGUUGCCUGUGUGAUGUUCUGCUUGUGGUUUCCG